Messenger RNA from Venturia canescens, 3347 nucleotides. RefSeq names its product guanylate cyclase 1 soluble subunit alpha 2 (gene Gycalpha99B). The record is from RefSeq and is a predicted model, not a curated record. Bases 1076 to 3208 code for a protein of 710 amino acids. Gene Ontology annotation, molecular function: heme binding; guanylate cyclase activity. Lineage: Eukaryota; Metazoa; Arthropoda; Insecta; Hymenoptera; Ichneumonidae. The transcript is spliced from 11 exons. Gene Ontology annotation, cellular component: guanylate cyclase complex, soluble. Gene Ontology annotation, biological process: response to oxygen levels; cGMP biosynthetic process.
CUAGUAUGGCGCUACGCGCUCUCAUACACGGCUAUCCGAACCACGAUGAAUCCCUCGAGCAUCACGUCCGUAAAUACGCGACGACCUCGUGAAUAUUUGCGCGCGAACCGAUAAUCAUCGUAAUCCUUAUUUUCCAUCGUUCCUUCGCGUUCCGGUAUCUUCCUUUUUUUUUCUCUCUCUCUCUCUCUCUCUCCCCCUCUCACCCUCGCAUCAACCAAUCGCUUGCUUUCUCUAUGGUCACGCGAUGAUCUUCAAGCAUCACCGAUCGUAGUUAUACAAAGCUUCAAUAUUUCCCGCAGUGCUCGAGACCUCUCGGUGAUGUUACUUUCCUUUUGUUCCUUUCAACCUUCUUCUUUCUCCCUCCCCCUUUUCUGUUGACAAACAAACUCGACAUUUCGCUGUUUCAUUGUUCUUCGGUAACGACAAAUAACAUUCAUCGUUUGGACUCCGUCAAUUCUAUUUCUAUUGUAUAUUAAUGUACUAAAAAGUGAUGUAUGAAUGGAAAAAGAUAAUUUUUUUAGAUACUUGCUAUACCGAUAGCAAGUUUCAGAUAAGAACGACGAAUCCGUCGGUCGAAAGAAGAAUGGUAUGAGAACCGUGAGAAGAAAAAAAAGGCCCUGAAUACAGAAUUCGAAUAGAAAAUCGGAGAAGGAAAAAGCGUAACCACCACCUCGUGGUAUCAUCACGAACGACGAGCUCACACGGAAGUGCGGUUUGGAGGUGAUCAACGACGCGAGAUUCUGACGCCGUUUCAAGUAUUUCGAUGCACCAAGUGAAGAGAGAUCCGUUUAUUUCUUUCGACGAGAUAAGUCCGAGGCUUAUCAGAGAUAUCUUCGUACCAGUGAUUGCCCAGUCGCUUUGUGCGAGACAAGUGUGCAAGGAAAAAGAGAGUGAAAAAACGCGAGGACGGGGUGGUGAUAAACGUAUCUUUGGUAAAUACUGCAAAAAGCAAUAGCGGCAAACCACGUCACGAUCGAUCGAAGAAAAAGGUGCCGAGGGAAAACAACGUGAUACACGGAAACGGACAAAUGAAUAAAGGCGGGUAACAAGUUUGGAAACAAGUUAUAUAUCCAAAAUGGCAUGUCCAUUUUCACGUGGCUUUGCGAAAACGCGUUCCGAAGACGAGAAUAUAAAUUCUGAAUCAACAAAAACCCUCUCAAAGGAGGAUGAAGCGUCGCGGAGCGAAAGAACGAGGAAAACAGAUCGAGCUAAGCCAUCCAGGCAAUCCUCGGUACAGAUCACAUCCUCCUUGCUCGGUGAAGAGAUCGAGGAAGAGGAGGAUACCCAAACCCUCAACCUUAAACAUUUGAGAGCCGCGGUUCUCGUACUCACUAAUCCAUCGAAUGAAGUGAUGGCGGUAGCGCUGAGUGUCCUCUUGAGUAAGGACGAGGUUUCACUUUCAAUUUCUGAACCCUUAGAAGAGCUCCUGACGAACCUCGAGAAUGAGGAAAACUACAAUCUACUUAAGGACAUUUACGAGACUCUUAACUACGAUUGCGAUGUGGACGUUAACGAGUUUCUCGAUCAUUUGGGACAGGAAUUGAUAUCAACUGCUUGCGUCGGGAUCCUCGAGCGAGCUUUUCGUUGCCUCGGAAAUGACCUGACUGCAUUUCUAACGACCCUCGACGGAGUUAACGAUGUGGUACAGCAUCAAUCGGGUUCGGAGAACGAGGCAGAAUUUGUCUGUAUCGCAACGCCGGAAGCUCUUGAAUUACAUUUUACAACUGACCACCCGUCCAUCGCGUAUCUUCUCGUCGGAAGUCUCAAGGCUAUUGCCAGUCAAUUUUAUAACGACAAAGCUGACGUGUACAUAUUGCCUGAUCCAUACAACACCAAAUUCUUCAGAUAUCGUAUAACCCCGGAGCGUUACGAAGAACGGUUGCUGCCAAAGGACGAAACUGAUGAUGAUUACGAUGUAGUGACGUCACAGCUCCGUCCACUGUCCCUCGAGGCUGCCGAUCUUCGAAUGGGGGUCGCAAGUUUCUGCAAGGCUUUCCCUUGGCAUUUCGUGGUCGAUCGACAUCUCGAACUCGUUCAGCUCGGUGUCGGUUUCAUGCGAAUAUUUGGACAAUAUCUUAACAGGCUCGGCCGUGAGAUAUCGACCUAUUUCGUUUUUACAAGACCACGAGGCGUUAACCUCACCUUUCACGAGAUUUUAAAACGUGCGAACACGCCCUUCGUACUUGCCCUGCAAAAGCCCCAAGGCGCCGAUAAAUUUCUUGCCGAGGGACUGGAACUGAAAGGUCAAAUGGUCCAUUGUCCAGAAUCGGACUCGAUAUUAUUCGUCAGUUCACCAUUUUUGAAUGGUCUUGAGGGACUCACCGGCAGAGGACUUUUCAUAUCUGACAUUCCGUUGCACGAUGCAACCAGAGAUGUUAUUUUAGUCGGAGAACAAGCAAGAGCUCAGGAUGGAUUGAGAAGACGCAUGGACAAAUUAAAAAGUUCAAUUGAGGAAGCAAAUCGUGCGGUCGAUGCUGAGAGAGAAAAAAAUGUCAGUCUUCUUCAUCUUAUUUUCCCACCGGACAUCGCGAAACGUUUAUGGCUUGGCGAGACGAUCGAGGCUAAAACGUACCCCGAUGUAACGAUGCUUUUUAGCGAUAUUGUCGGAUUUACGGCAAUUUGCUCAACCGCAACUCCUAUGAUGGUCAUCAACAUGCUCCAGAAUCUUUACGAACGUUUUGAUCGAUUUUGCGGCCAGUUGGACGUUUACAAGGUGGAGACGAUAGGUGAUGCGUAUUGUGUUGCGUGCGGGCUUCACAAAAAUACCAACACUCACGCGGAACAAAUUGCGUGGAUGGGUCUGAUGAUGAUACAAACGUGUUCUCAGCAUCUGACGCAUGAGGGCAAGCCUAUCAAGAUGCGCAUAGGGAUUCAUACUGGUAUGGUGCUCGCGGGAGUGGUUGGAAAAAAAAUGCCGAGGUACUGCCUGUUUGGACACAACGUAACGAUUGCCAACAAAUUCGAAUCGACGAGUGAACCACUUCGGGUCAACAUAAGUCCCACCACUUACGAUUGUCUAAUUCAGAGGCCAGGAUUUAUUUUUGAGGAGCGGACCAAGGAUCAUCUUCCGAAGGAGAUGCCAACCAAUAUAAGUGGAACUUGUCAUUUUCUCAAUGAUUACAAGCAUCCAGACAUCGGCGAUGAUGACCCAUUGGAAAUUCAUAUUCAAGCGGCGAUCAAGGAAUUAGACAUCACCGGAAGUGUGUAGAAACACUUUGAUCAUCGUUCCAUAACGCAUAUAUAUUUUAAAAAUUACAACAAUAAAAAUGUAUGAUUGGCAAGAAGAAAUGUGUAUCUGCGAAGAAAAUAAAACGUCACAAGAUCGAAUAAAGACUCGAGUUCACGAA